Messenger RNA from Aspergillus calidoustus, 1014 nucleotides. The record is from the annotation of a GenBank genome assembly. Lineage: Eukaryota; Fungi; Ascomycota; Eurotiomycetes; Eurotiales; Aspergillaceae.
AUGACAGCGACGUUUGCCGUAUAUACAACCCUUCUCGUCCUCAUCCGAGUCUCUGCCGAAUACGCGACGAAUUUGUUCCCAGAUUCGGAGCUCGAGAGCAUCCUCGCAGAUCCCCAGGAUGUCGCCAACAGGGUAUACGGGAGCAAGAUUGUCAUUGGGCUGGAGCAGUGCAUGCUCGUCUCAACCUGGGGCGUGAAGACCUGUCUCGUGGCCAUGUACUGGAAGCUCACGAGUCGGCUUCCAUGGCAUAUAUUCGUCCAGAUCCUCGCGGGGUACGUUGCGCUCGGGUUUAUUGUGAUUGAGAUCACCUACUUUGCCGUUUACUGCCGUCCGUUCUCGCAGUACUGGGCCGUCCCCGUUGACAACCCGCAAUGCGCAACGUACCAGCACUAUUCGAUCACACAGGCGGUCUUCAACCUGUCCUCGGACGCCUGGAUGCUGGCCAUCCCCGUUCCCCUGCUAAAGGGAUCGCAGAUGCCCCUCAAGAAGAAACUCCUGCUCAUCAGCGUCCUGGGUCUCGGUGUCUUUGUGAUGAUCGCCGCCAUACUGAACAAAUACUUCAACUUUGCCGCGCCCGAUACGACAAUUUACCAGCUGUGGUACAUUCGCGAAGCCAGCACGGCCAUCUAUGUGGCCAACCUCAUGUGCUGGUGGCCCCUGCUCCGAAAGAUCUUCGGCAAGGCCCUCUCGCAGUACAGCAGCAACUACCGCACAAAUCGCUACGGCGACCCAUCGCACCAGUCGGGCGGGCUGUCGCAGCAACUGGGCUCCGUGGUUGCUAAUGCUAGCGCUAAAGGCACACAGGCGUCUACGGCGGGAAAGAAGGGGUCGAAGCGAUGGUGGAAGGGGGCAGUGUCGCAUUCGCGAUCAGAGUCCAAGGUGCUGGCCACGUCGGCCAGCCAAGAGGCGAUCAACAACGAUUCCGGCGGCCGGGAAUCGCAGACGGAUGUGCCGCUGGAGAUUUGGCGCAAGGUGGAGUAUAAUGUGGAACAGAAUCCGGAUCCGAAGCCUUGA